Hibiscus syriacus is the source of this 2642-nucleotide messenger RNA. Its product is annotated as protein MALE DISCOVERER 2-like. Lineage: Eukaryota; Viridiplantae; Streptophyta; Magnoliopsida; Malvales; Malvaceae. The record is from RefSeq and is a predicted model, not a curated record. The coding region runs from base 370 to 2565 and encodes 731 amino acids. Gene Ontology annotation, biological process: protein phosphorylation. Gene Ontology annotation, molecular function: ATP binding; protein kinase activity; protein binding. The transcript is spliced from 13 exons.
GUUGAGCUUUCCAAACGUUGAUAAAUUAACAUGAAUAUGUUAAGAGUGUUGUAAGAUCAAAUUAAAAACUGAAAAAAUGAGGGAUCCGGAUGCGAUGAUCGUCAUCGAAGGCGGUGAAUUUACAUUUGUUUGUAAUAUAAAAUUGUAAUAGCAUAAAAAAACAAAGAUAAAAAGAUUGCUUUUGUGUCAAGUUUUCUAGUCAACCAAAAGGAACGUAGAGAUUCUUUUUGUUUCCUCUUUUGGUGUUUGUGUUAGUGUGGGGUGUCAUUUUUGUUUCUUUUUGUGGAGUGAGUUUUUAGAAGAGUUUGGUGUUUUGUAUUAAGGGGAAAAAAACCUGGCGAUUUUGUAUAUCGUUGUGGCUGUUGGCAGAUGUCUUUGCAACCUCGGCCAUUGCAGCGUUUGGCUUAUAAAGAAAUGAUGAAUAGAUGGAAACGAAUUGGAUUCAUUGUGAUAACCUUUUUGUUCUUGAUUCAAUGCUUCAUGACUGAAGGGUCUUUGGCCGUUGAUUCUGAUGGUUUGGCUUUGUUGGAAUUUCGAGCCAGAAUCGAUUCUGAUCCUUAUGGUGCGUUUGCAAACUGGAAUUCCAAUGACAGCACCCCAUGCUUCUGGUGGGGGAUUCAUUGUGUCGAUGGUAAAGUACAAAUGCUGGAUCUGGCUGCUCUUUCUUUGGAAGGAACAUUGGCACCUGAGCUGGGGAAAUUAAGCCACUUAAGAUCACUUGUUCUCUACAAAAACCGUUUCUCCGGUGCCAUUCCAAAGGAGUUCGGAGAGCUUACGAAGCUGGAGCUAUUAGAUUUGAGGGAAAAUGAUUUGGGUGGAACAAUUCCAGCUGAAAUAGGAAAAAUGUUAUCUCUUAAACGCUUGUUACUUUGUGACAACAAGUUGGAGGGUAGCAUCCCUUCAGGUCUUGAGAGGCUUAACUUGCUCUCUGAACUGCAGUUUGAUGAAAACCUUACAUCGAUGUCAGCUACCGGAAUUGGUUGUGUAAAUAGGAAGUUUGGACUAUGCCUAUGGCAAAGCAGUUUGAAACAACUGAGCAGAGUGGGUUCGUUGCUCAUGCCGAUCAGAGGAGCUCUCAUACAUUACCUCAAUGCUUCUCCAUUAGCACAGUAUGAACUUGUAUAUCUUUUUAAUUUCUUCUCCAUGCAAAAGGACUCGCUGGCCGAACAUCAAGACGAUUGCUGCCAGAAUGUGCCUGGUUUGUCUGAUCAACAAAUGGGUCAUAACAUACAAGAUGUCCCUUCUGCACGUCGUAGGCUGCUUGAGCAGUCAAAGAACCUCCCAGCUCUACCUUCUGCUAGCAUGUCGUCCAACAAUCAGAUCAUUUCUCUGCCAACUAACCGAAGUAGUGGGAGUUUCCCCGCGGUGCCAAAGGAAAAAAAUAAACAUCGACCUUCACCAGUUGAACUGCUUCCUCCUGAGACUGAUACAACGGGUGUAGAAGCAGAUGCUGAACAACCUUCAGGGUCUGGUUCCAGUAGUUCAUGGAAAUUUCUCAUUAUCAUUCCCUGUGUGGUCAUCUUUCUUGUGUUUCUGGUGUUUCUGUUCAUGUAUCAUAAACGAGCUGCAAAAACGAUCGGUCCCUGGAAAACCGGAUUAAGUGGACAGCUUCAGAAAGCUUUUGUUACAGGAGUGCCUAAGCUAAACCGAGCGGAACUCGAAACAGCUUGCGAGGAUUUUAGCAAUAUAAUUGACACAAUUGGAGGUUGCAGAGUUUACAAAGGGACACUUUCCAGUGGGGUUGAGAUCGCUGUUGCAGCUACUAGCACUUCUUCUUUAAAAGAUUGGUCCAAAAACUCAGAGAAAGCCUAUAGGAGAAAGAUCGAUAAAUUGUCGAGAAUUAACCAUAAGAACUACGUCAACCUCAUUGGCUACUGUGAGGAGGAUGAACCUUUCAACAGGAUGAUGGUGUUUGAAUAUGCUCCAAAUGGAACCCUUUUCGAGCAUCUGCAUGUUAAAGAAAUGGAACAUCUUGAUUGGAAUGCAAGGAUGAGGAUCAUCAUGGGGGUGGCUUAUUGUCUUCAAUAUAUGCACCAUGAUUUAAAUCCACCCUUAGCGCAUCCAAACUUAAGUUCAUCUUCUAUCUAUCUAGCGGACGAUUAUGCUGCAAAGCUAGGGGAAAUUGGUUGUUUGUCGCCUGCACUGAAGUCUGAGACCUUAGGUGGUGCUGAAUCACAACAUUCAUCUGAAUUGCCACCUUUUGUUGAUUUAGAAGCGAAUGUCUAUAGCUUCGGAGUAUUGUUACUCGAAACCAUUUCCGGGAAGCUUCCGUACUCCGAAGGACAAGGACCGAUCGAGAAAUGGGCAGAUGAAUACCUGAUGGAUAAAUCAAAGAUGAGCUCGAUGAUUGAUCCAACGCUUGAAUCGUUCAAAACUGAAGAACUUGAGAAAAUCUGUGAGGUUAUCAAAGAAUGCAUCAUAGCAGAUCCAAGGCAAAGACCAACCAUGAAAGAAAUAAUUUCAAAAUUGGGAGAAGUGAUUCAUAUUGGCCGAGAACAAGCUACGCCUAGACUCUCGCCAUUGUGGUGGGCUGAACUUGAGAUUUUAUCAAUGGAAGCUACCUGAUUUUCUCUAAGAUAUCUUUGCAAGUCAAAUUCACAUAUUACUUUGUAUCAAAAAUGGAAGAAUAUAGCUUUUGGUCA